AGAGAGAGGGACAGAGAGAGAGAGAGAGAGGUCCUCCAUUCAUCAUUGAUCCACUGCAGGACUGUGUUUCAGGGGGUGUGAAUUAUGGGCCCCUGCUGUCACUGUGCCUGCUCUGCGUUGGACAUUUCACCUCGCCACUGUAAAUUCAAAAACGGGAUUACAUUUUGCUGACUACUGAUUUCAAGGCAGUAGCUUGACCAAGUGCAGACAACUGGCCGGUCCCCCCCGCACCCCACCCCACCCGGCAGAAGACUUAAUACAGUCCGCAAUUGCAGGAUGUGGGAUUUUGCAAAGGUCUGAACGAGGCUGUCGGGAAAGAAAACGUAAUCUGGAUCACAGAAAACCCUUAUAGGUCUCUGUUUGCACAUUUACGCUACGGACUCUUUCUCUCCAGGGGAGGUGGGGGGAACCGUCUUGUAGUUGACUGGGCGUUUUGGACGCGCUCGGUAAACGGUGAUGCUACGGCGACGCGCAGGAACCGUAGAGGGGAAGAGACAGGUGAGGUGCGGCUGAGGAGCUGCUGUUCUUUCAGUGAGGCUUUGGAUACCGAGAGCCGCCGUAUCCAUCCAUCACCCUUGUCUCCGCGGAGAAGAAGAAAAGCGACCGGAGAGGGCGAGUUGGCGACUGGCACCUGCCUCAGCUUCCCUACCUGGCCAUCUGGUGCGUGCAUGUGUGCUGCUGCCAUGGCGACCGUGGCUCCUCCCCUCACAUUUCUUCUCCUGCUGCUUCAACUGGCUGAUGGCUCAUUCCCAGAGGAGCCCAGUCCUCUCAGCUAUGUCCCCGUGGAGGUGGUGAGGAGGUAUCCGGUGUUCCUGGGCAGAGCUCACCGUUCAGCUCAGAGACAGGAGCUGCACAUCCAGACGGUCCUCCAAGUCAACCGCACGCUCUACAUAGGAGCCAGAGAUGAUUUGUACAGAGUGGAGCUGGAUAACAUGGCAGGUGAUGAGAUGUUCUACAGCAAGAAACGGACAUGGGAAUCCAAUAAGAAUGACAUUCGAGUGUGCCGGAUGAAGGGCAAACAUGAGGGAGAGUGCCGUAAUUUCAUCAAGGUUCUGCUCAGCCAGCAUGGUGGCCUGUUUGUAUGUGGAACAAACGCCUUCAACCCACUGUGUGCCAACUACACUAGAGACACUCUAGAAAUGGUGGGAGAACCUGUCAGUGGGAUGGCACGGUGCCCAUAUGACCCACGACAUGCCAAUGUGGCUUUAUUUGCAGAUGGAAGUCUCUUUACCGGUACUGUGACAGACUUCCUGGCCAUCGAUGCGGUGAUCUAUCGAAGCCUCGGAGACAGCCCCGCCCUCCGCACAGUGAAACACGAUUCCAAAUGGUUCAGAGAGCCUUACUUUGUGAGCGCCAUGGAGUGGGGGCCUCAUAUUUAUUUCUUCUUCAGAGAGAUGGCCAUGGAGUUUCAUCAUCUUGAGAAGGUGAUGGUGUCCCGUGUGGCUCGUGUGUGUAAGGCAGACCUGGGGGGCUCUCAGCGUGUCCUUGAGAAACAGUGGACCACGUUUCUAAAGGCACGGCUCAACUGCUCCGUCCCGGGAGACUCUCACUUCUACUUCAACCUCCUGCACGCCACAAGCGAAAUCAUCCACAUGCAGGGACGAGACGUCAUCCUCGGUCUCUUCUCCACGCCACCAAACAGCAUCCCCGGCUCUGCAGUGUGUGUGUUCGACAUGCAGCAGCUCGCUCAUGUGUUUGAGGGCCGGUUUAAAGAGCAGAAAUCCCCGGAGUCUAUUUGGACUCCUGUACCGGAUGAAGCGGUGCCUAAACCGAGACCAGGGGGAUGUGCAGUGCAGGGAUCCAGAUUUAGCUCCUCUACCACGCUGCCAGACGAGGUGCUGAACUUCGUGAAAACCCACCCGCUGAUGGACGAGACCGUUCCACUACUGGGACACAGACCCUGGGUGGUCAAGACCAUGGGGCGGUACCAGCUGACAGCCAUGGUGGUGGACACAGAGGCUGGUCCCCAUAAGAACCGUACUGUCUUGUUCCUGGGCUCCACCAGAGGAACCAUCCUCAAGUUCCUAAUGGUUCCCACAGGAGAUUCUGUGUCUCACAGCAGUGUGUUUCUGGAGGAGGUGGAGGGAUUUAACCCAGAGAAGUGUGGCGAGGACUCUCCUCAGGCCCGUCAGCUCUUGUCUCUCUCUUUGGACCGCAUCAGCCACACUCUGCUGCUGGCCUUCCCCUCCUGCCUGGUCCGAGUGCCCACGUCUCGCUGCCACCUGCACUCUCGCUGCAUGAAGAGCUGUCUAGCCUCCAGGGAUCCUUACUGUGGCUGGACCAGAGGCAGCACCUGCUCCUUCCUGAGACCAGGCACAAGGCUGCCUUUUCAACAAGAUGUGGAAUAUGGAAACACCACCUCCCAUCUAGGAGACUGUGAUGGAAUUCUGCAGCAGAGUUUGCUGAUUGAACCGGAGAGCCUCGUCUCUCUUAACCUGCUUGUGGCGUCUGCAGUCUCUGCGUUCACCAUCGGGGCGGCGCUCUCCGGCCUCGCCGUGUGCUGGAUCAUGGCCCACAAGCCCGCCAACCGCCGCCACGCCAGCACCACCCAGUCCUCUAUCCAGCGACGCGAAAGAGGCCUGCUGAGUAACGGCGGCGGGAUGGGAGGCUCCGUGCUGAGCGUAACACGGCAGGGAGGCGGGGAGCGCCCCUGCUCUCAGGGCGGGGAGACCCUCUUCGUCAUGCCCAAUGGCUGGGUGAAAUCAGGAGAGCUCGACCCAGGUUUCCUCCCCACCCCGGAGCACACGCCCCAGCAGAAACGCAGAGGCCUGCGACUGUCUGACUCCAAUUCCGGAGGUUGGGACACCAGCCAGACGUACCUGGGGGGAGGCUCCGUGGGUCUGGGUUCACCCUGCCGCAUGCCCCCCUCUGUCUACCUGACCACCAGACUGUUCCAGCAGGGGGGCGGCGGGAGACACGGGGGCGAGGGCCGCGGGAACGACACGCCACGCCAGCACUACGUCUGCCUGAGCAAGCAAGAAAAAGGAGGGAAAGGGACACCCAAAGCCCCGCUCAGGAAGUCUGCAGGAGAAUAUGUAUACCCCAUGACCCCCCAGGACUCGCCCGAGCGUCGGAGGGUGGUCUCGGCACCCAGCGCCCCCGUUGAGUAUGGCGAGCCGCUGCCUUUGCGUUGGCCGGCCCAGGAAGGAUACAUCCUCAGCAGCCACGGCAUGGUACCUGUCCCCCUGCCUCCCCCCUCCAUCCCUGCUCCCAGCAGCCAGGCAUAUGUGUCCCAGCAGCAUACCCCCGGGCUGAGCAGGGCUCUGCUGAGAGGGGCCCUGGAGCGAGGGGAGCUGGGCGAGCUGGUGGAUCUCAGCCAACUGAUGAGUAAGAAGAACUGCAGUGAUAGGACUCAGACUGGCCAGUGACUGUUGAGGAAAUGAAGGGGACGGGAGUUUCUCCAUGUUUGGAGCUCUCUGUUUCAUUUACUUAGAUCUCUCUUUCCUCUCAUUCUGCCUAUCCCUCUCUCUCUUCUCUAAAUCUUUUUUCCGUUGUCAUUCAGUCCCUCUGAUCUCCUCUGUCAGUCUCUCAGGCAGCCCCCCCGUCCCCCCUCUCCUCCACACACACAAACACACACCCACCCCCCCUCCCCAUUCCACCCCCUGAUGAGUCUCCCCUUAUGACUGGCUGCUGGGUCUGCCACUCAUAUCCUGGCUCGCACUAAUUGGUCCGAUGGACUGAGGUUGUUGCUGUGUCUGCAUUGCAGAGUUGCCUCUCUCUCUCUCUCUCUCUCUCUCUCCCCUGCCACUGAGCAGCAUCAGGAAGAGAGAGGAGAGAGGAUGGAGAGGAAAGAAAGAAAGAAAGCAGAAUGGGGGGCAGAGAGGAUGUGGACAGAGAUGGACACAGCACUUAGAGGCUGCCUUCUCUGUACAGAUUAACUGAGGCUGCAGAGCCAGUCAAGCACUGUGCUGCAGGAGCGGGAUGCUUUCUCCCUCUUGGAUAACAUUAACAAGCCUGCCACCCAUCUGUUCCCGACUAUAGUACCUGUUGGUCUGAUUGCCAACUAGGUACUUGAAGUGAAAUUGCAAAUUUUGAGCACCGUAAAUGGAUACCUUUCUGAAUAUAUGAAGCUCUAGAUGACUCGUCAGACAGAAACUGAAGUCAUUCUGACUGUAAACACGAAUCUAAUGGAUGAUGAGGCGACACCAGCUCCCUCUCUCCGACUCUAUUUCUCUCUCUUUCUCCCUGCUUCACACUUACAGCAGGUGCAUACAUGUACAGCAUUUGUACAGGUGGGUAUUUAGUAUUCCGUGUAUAUGAAAGGAAAGACGCGUGCGCCAAAUGCCUCUAACCUGUCUCACAGGGAUAUGGGACCAUAACUCACAUCUUUGGAGGGCAGGAGUGCAGGACUGAAAUGUCAGCAGUAUUUCUGCCAACCGCAUGCUCUCUGUAAUGACGGCAUCUCGGCUGUCCAUCGCUAUGUUUGUUUGCCUCCCUCCUCACCAUGUACUCUUUAAUGACUAAUAAUUCCAUGAGCAUGCCGGGAGGAGUUUCACCACAACACUGGACUGAAGGACAGAAAGAAAGGAGGGAAGAGAGAGAGAGGAGUUUUAGAUAGGUUUGAGUAAAUGUACAGCAAUAUAUGAACACCUUGUCCUUCACUGUCACCUUAAGGUUUUUCCACACACACACACACACACACACAUUCAUUAAUGCUGCAUUACAGAACACAGUCUGGUUUUAUUGGGCAAAAUUCCCCCUUAAGCCCACAGUGGGUCAAGGUCCCACAGACAUGAUACAGAAUAAAGUGACAGUUACAGCGGUGAUGAUUGAAACCUCUGGCUCAACUCAGAGGCAACGGGGGUAAUGGAAAUGUUCCCUGCAGGCAAAUGGGACCAUAUAUUCAGCACAUCAAAGUGUCCAGUUCUAUGAAAUGGUCGGCAUUUAGAUCAACACAACAUGGUUUGAGUGUGUUAGCGAGGAGAUGGGAGUCAUAAAAAGAGAGAGAGAAGAUAAAGAAGACAAAAGCAGAAAUGAAAGGCGACUUAAUGAAAUGAAAUGAAGCGCAACAACAACAACCGCGGAAAACAAUGAGAAUAUGGUUUGUUGUAGCCGACCAGAGGACCUGAUUUUCACUCUGAGUCAAAGUCAGUAGAGUGAACGCUUGUUUGUGGCUGAUCUUGUAGUGAGCAGCAAUAUAUGGUUUAUCUGUACAUAGUAAACUUUAAUUUAGAUAAAAAUGAUAAUGUAAGACAAACAGUAACUCCAAAAAAUAAAAAUAAAAAAUAUCAGGCAUUAGCUUGCAAACAAAAAUAAA
Lates calcarifer (barramundi perch) is the source of this 5257-nucleotide messenger RNA. Its product is annotated as semaphorin-6B. Gene Ontology annotation, molecular function: chemorepellent activity; semaphorin receptor binding. The transcript has 17 exons. NCBI's taxonomy places the organism in Eukaryota, Metazoa, Chordata, Actinopteri, Centropomidae. Gene Ontology annotation, biological process: positive regulation of cell migration; neural crest cell migration; semaphorin-plexin signaling pathway. The coding region runs from base 669 to 3368 and encodes 899 amino acids. The record is from RefSeq and is a predicted model, not a curated record.